This is a messenger RNA of Acanthamoeba castellanii str. Neff, 1620 nucleotides long. Its product is annotated as phosphatidate cytidylyltransferase. The transcript is spliced from 11 exons. Lineage: Eukaryota; Discosea; Longamoebia; Acanthamoebidae. Gene Ontology annotation, biological process: dolichyl monophosphate biosynthetic process. The record is from RefSeq and is a predicted model, not a curated record. Gene Ontology annotation, cellular component: endoplasmic reticulum membrane. The coding region runs from base 1 to 1620 and encodes 539 amino acids. Gene Ontology annotation, molecular function: dolichol kinase activity.
AUGCACUCCGAGUUUGGCUUGCUUUUUCUCAGUUCGGGCCAAAUUGCAUACCAGCUGGGCUGCAACGAUGGAUUCGUCCUCGAAUCGGUCUUCAUCGUUCUCUACACGCUUGCAGCUGCCUUCAUCCAUUUCCCUUUCUUAACCGAUCAAGCUUCAAAAUCAAAGCUCAAACUACGAAAGGAUGGCCACAGCCGAAGCGGCGCCUUGCUGGGUCUUCUCCUUGUGCCCUUCGUACUCGCUGCGAAGCUGCACCUUGCCCACUCCACGCAAACCCAAGAGCCAACGCCGAACGUCGAGUACUACCAGCUCUACUUGUGGCUCAGCUUGGCGUGCGGUGUAUGUGCCAUCGUGUACGGAGUGUUGGCCCACCACAGCGUCGCCCUGCUCGCUGCCCUGGGCACAGCGUGCACUCUUCCCUACCUCCUCACCUCCAUUCUCUCCGGCGUUGGCUGGCUCACCGCUGCCCCUCCGCUCGUCCUCUUCUGCCUGGCGCUGUGGGCUCUGCUCACGCACUUCCCGCGGUCCUUCACCUUUGGCGAAGCUGCGGUGCUCGCGCAGGCCUUCUCCCUCUUCGUCUUCGAUGCUUUGUAUUUUACUCUCGCCUUUCUCCAACCUCGAGAUGAGGUGCAGAUGUUUCUCACGGGCCUCAUCCCCGGCAUCCUGCUCUGCGGUACUGUGCUCUUCUCCACCAUCCGCAAGAGCGCUCAGUUCUCGCGGGAACGAGACGCCUUCCUAUACUCCAAGACCAAGAACGCUGGACUCGACAAGGGCUGGCAACUGGCCAUUGGCUUCUACGCCGGCACGCUGGGUAUCGUCGUGCUGUUCAUUCACCCCUGGCUCUCCUACAUGAUCAAUGGAAGGGAACCCAUCAUCUGGACGCUGCGCUUCGUGUUCGGAGAACAGAGGCGAAUAUUCAUGUGCGUCUUUUGGGUGGGCGCACUCGGCGGCUGCCUGGCGCUGAUCGAAAAGCUCAAGCUCAUGUGGCCUUCCAUUCCGAACAUCCUCGUGCGCAAGUACUUCCACGCCCUGUCGCUACUCCUCUUCAUUCCCGCCAUCCUUCUCGAGCUCCAAUUCAUGAAGUUGAGUUUCGGUGUGGCGCUGGCCGGCCUGAUCUUUGUCGAAUAUUUGCGCUUGGGCAAGAUAGCUCCUCUAGGUGAGAAGAUCGACAGCUUCAUGCGCACGUUCAUCGACGAGCGGGACGCGGGCUCGCUCAUUCUCACCCACCUCUACCUCCUGGUGGGUUGCGCUGCGCCCGUGUGGCUCUACACUCCCGCCAAUCCCAGCGAAGAUGCCCACUUCCUGCUGCCCUACCUGGGUGUGCUUCUGGUGGGCCUGGGCGACUCGUUCGCGUCGCUGGCGGGGAUGUACCUCGGGCGGAUUAAGUGGCCCCACACCAAGAAAACCGUCGAAGGCACCAUGGCGGCUGUGGCGGUGGUGCUUCUGGCGGGGCUGCUGCUUUCGCUAUGCUAUCCAUUCGUCAGCUUGUCUCUUGGCCAGUGGCUCGGCUUCGCGUGGGCGGUGCUGUGUGGUUGCCUGUUGGAGGCCUUCACCACGCAGAUCGACAACCUGGCGCUUCCGCUCUACGCCUAUGCCGUGCUGUGCUUCUCACUCGCCGCGUAA